AUGUUAUAUGAAGAGACUGUGCAUAUUCUUUCUCCUUAUCCUUUGCUCACUCUGUCCCACUAUUAUUUUUUCCUGCAGAAAUACAUAAUUGAUCUUACAUACAGCACAGCGCAGAAGUUUCUUUUGGAUGGAAAGCACGAAAAAGCAAUGCCUGCAGCCUUGCAUGCAUUGCGUUUCAGCACUGAAGUGUAUGGCUCAAGUUCUGUGCAAUUGGUGCCUGCUUAUCUCCUCUUGGCUGAGGCCUGCGUUGGUGUUGGCCAUCAUCUGCAGGCAUCUAAGUAUCUCUCCCAAGCUCAGUGGAUUGUCCUCAGAACUCCAGACUGCAGCGCUGCAGUUCAGCAUAGAUUACAUCGCAGUCUGGGGCUUCUCUGUGCUGCUGAAGGAAACCUUGAACAGGCUUUAUAUCACCUGGCAAAUGACAUUUACCUUGCUAGUUCUACAUUUGGGCUAAAAUCUAUUGAGACCUCUGUAGGGUGUUUCCACAUGGCUAAUGUUUUCUUUCGCCAAAACAAAAUGGACGUAGCAGGCUCGCUGUAUGCUGAGGUAACUGACAUCUGGCAUGCCUUUCUUAUGAAGUCAGUUCAAACACAGGAGCAAAUUCACAAGUCAAGAGCAGAAAAGUCUCCAUUCACUGAGGACAAGGAAAUCAGCGAAGACAAUAUGACUGAAGCCCAGCAAGCAGAAGCAAUUCAAGUACUGAAUGCAGUACUAGAUACCAGAGAACAGGCACUGAAGCAACAACCUGGCGAAACUGCAAAAGUUUUACAUGCUCUUGCAAUGCUUUAUUAUCUGAUUAUGGAUUUAUCAAAGGCUUAUGAAAUGGGGACAAAAGCCUUUGACCUGCUGAAACAACUGCCCCAACAAGAAUCUCUAGAAGCCAUUGGCCAUUUGUUAAAGUUGAUUACCUCCAACCCUUUCUACACAAAAUAAGGAGCUCUUUCUACCAGAGCCAGGUCCUUGGCUACAGAUCCUAGUUAUCUAACUAUGCUGCUGAAAACAAUAAAAAUACAUUACAAGGCAUAGGUCCUGUCUGCUAUUGUCAUCUUUCUAGAUGGGUCCUUUUCCAUCUCCAGGUGUUUGAAAGUUCAGCUUUGUGGUAUUAGCUUAUUUUCACAUGCUCGUCAACCUCUGUAGACUGUUAUGGAAUAACAGCAUGAGGGUGGGAAACAGAAGCACAACCAUCACAAGAUGCAUAAAUUGUUAUCUACUUGCUUAUGUAAAUAAGCACAACUGCCUUUUACAUCCUCA
Oxyura jamaicensis (ruddy duck) is the source of this 1248-nucleotide messenger RNA. RefSeq names its product zinc finger MYND-type containing 12 (gene ZMYND12). The record is from RefSeq and is a predicted model, not a curated record. Gene Ontology annotation, molecular function: protein binding. Lineage: Eukaryota; Metazoa; Chordata; Aves; Anseriformes; Anatidae. Bases 1 to 930 code for a protein of 309 amino acids. The transcript has 7 exons.